CUAUACUCUUUACCACUUAGAUGUUGAUGUAGGCAGAAGUAUGGACAUUGCCCGAGAGAAUUAAAUACCUCAUGAUCACAAAAUAAAGUGUUUUUAUAUUGAUUUGGAAGAGCUCAGACGUACAACUGCGUUAACUUGUGUAAUAAAGAUAGCGGUUAGGAGAUAUGGAUGUAAACAGCGUGGAAUGUGAACCUACUCCUCCUCAGGCCGUUAGCAUGGCAACCAUUACAUUGGGCUCGAAUGGUAACCACAGCGACGAAAAUCAUGAUGCCUAUCGGGACAUACCUCCUGUGAAUAAUGAUGAUGUUGAUUUAAGCAUAACACAGAGAAAAAAGAAAUCCAAAGGUCUAUACUCUGCGUCAUCUACUGCGUCCAAAGUGUAUGGAACAGUGCAUAGUGAAGAAAUCGUAAAAAUGUCAGACUCGGAUGUAUCCGCACCCCCUCCUAGCAGCUCACAGACCAUACAGACACCCACGGGCAACAGAUUUGUGACGACAAGUGGGGGAAACGAGGUUGGCGAGGACGACGAAGUUUGCCCAGAAUUUCAGCCCCAUGCCUGGAAGAAAGGGAUGUGUAACAUUUGCUUCAAAAGUCAAGAAGAACAUGAAGGCAAAAUACCGGACAUUUCCAAAAUGAGGAUAACGUCGGGAGGGGGAGGGAGUUUGGAGAAACGCCUUGAAAUAGCCAUGAAACGUAUCAAAGACCUGGAAGCUGAACUCAGAGAAGUUAAUGGACAGUAUGCUCAGCUCCAGAUUGACUUCAAAGAACUGGACGAAGACUGUAUGAGUAAAGAAGAAGAGCUUAAGAGAGCGGAGGAAGAGAGCACUGACAUUGUGAAGGUCCUUAGAGAAAAGGCAGAAAGACUAGAUGAUGAAAAUCAUUACCUUAAGAAAAGGAUUGAAGAUCUUCAACCAAAGUCUAUAAAAUCUAUAGGAAGAGGAAAAUGGAAGUAACCAUGGAAAUGAUUCGUGGUUACCUUAGUUACUAGUUACCAUACAUGUGAAUACAUGGAUGACAGUGAAUUCUAAUGUCACAAAGGGGCAUUAGUAUAUCAAGUUCAUACCCUGGGAAUUCGAGGGAUAUUAAUAGCUUAUUUAACAUGGAAGCAAAUGAGAAAUGACAAAUAUGAAUUUUGACUUGAAAAUGUGUUC
Molecule: messenger RNA, 1151 nt
Organism: Owenia fusiformis
Lineage: Eukaryota; Metazoa; Annelida; Polychaeta; Sabellida; Oweniidae
Source: the annotation of a GenBank genome assembly